UACGUAUGUAGAGGCAUGUAUCCGGCGUACAUGAUAAUAAGCCAAGUGUAUAUAAGUUGCAGGUUUGAUAGUUGAGAAGUGCGUGCGACGAGGUUGAAAAAGCUCAUUUCAGGCAUGCGCGGGUUCGAGGUGUUUGCCCACGCGGCAGCCAGUCGGUCGCAGCCCGCCAAACUCCUUCUAUCCAACUCCGGGACGCCCAUGAAAGUAGCGCAAAAGUUCCGAUGCUUACGUCAUUGAGAGCUUUAUUUUUACGGUCGCAUGUCGAUAGUUUUAAUUAACGUUUGCAUCCAGCGUUGAAUAUAACCCGCCCAGCUGAUCCGACGGCGGCGGGGGGGUGAUACGCUAAUCACGGCUAUCUUCGUUCAGGUGAACGUGUUGCCGGGGCAAAAGCACGGAAAAAAAGAAAAAGAUAGAACGCGAUAUAAUCGGGGAGCGAAAAAAACGCCAUGUGACGUUCCCGGCCGCUGCCGUGUAAUUAUCAUUAAGCCGUAAUUACGGUGAAACUAAUUUUUCAUCGCCCGUUGUAAUUGCACAUGUGGGUUAACGAUUGGAUUAAUCAUUUAUCGAUAAAAAUGAGCCGAUAAAAUUUCCAAAAAAAUUAUUAAAAAAAAAAGAACAUGUGACGAUGCACGAAAAUAAUUUUAUUCCGAUAUUUUCGCUAAGGCUCCACAUUUUUUUACCUACCAAUGAAUUAGAUUCGGAAAAAUAAUGGAUCGGUUUUACGAAGCGGAAAAUUUUAUUUAAAAUUAUCAUAGAAGUUCUUUCGACCGGCUGUGCAUAUAAUUGAUACUGCAAUAAACGGCGAUUAUGAAGGGAACGACGUCAACUGGGAUUUGCGUUUUUUUAACCGUAUAGAGUUAACCGAAACUGCGAAUGACAACGUAAUACGAUAAAAGGGUUUAUAAAGCGAGAGUCUUCGGUUGGCGUAAUACCCUUCCCUGGCCUAAGGAGUUAGAUCUUGUACGGUGAAUCGGCUGGAUGAGGAAGGGGAAGAAAAAUCGUGAUGAGACAAAAAAGAACAUCUGAUUUACAAUGAACGAAAAAUCGGUGAUGCGAUGUAAUGAAAAUCGAAAGAACGGUGGAUACGACGUAAAAUAUUGGGGAACGUAGGUACGAGAUGCGUGGCUGACUCCGAGUUUUAACUGAAAAUUUGAAAAUACCUGAAGAAAUAAUUGUCGCGAAAUCGUGUUUGAUAUAUCAAAGUAAAUUAACGUAAUUGAAUGUGUGUAAGAGAAAAAUGAAUAAAUAAAAUAAAAAUUAUUGUGUACAAAUAAAAAAAUAUAUAUAUAUAAAUGAAUGUAUAAAAAAAAAAAAACAAAUUUUAUUUUCACGGUAUAAAAUAUUUAGUAACCACGUAUAUUAUUGUUUGAACGAUUUUCAAAAUUGGGGAAUAUACGCUGACGAAGAUAAAAUAUAUUAUUAUAAAAUAUAAUUGUACAAAAUAAAAAAUAUAAAUGUUCGAACGAUAAGUAAAUAGUCGACGUGGUAUUCGCGUAAAUUUAGACUACAUUUAAUCAUAUGAAUCUGUGUGCGGUAGUUAUUGAAAAAAUAUAUUCACGUCCACCCUGCAGUUUUGGAAUUAAAAACAGCCGAGGGAUUCAAUCCGAACGAUGCAUCGAUAGAUCGAUGAAAAUCGUAUCGAACCAAUUCGAUUUUCGAAAUUCAUAUCGGAAAUUUGAACUCAAGUUGCCGCUGCCGCUGACGUUUAUAUCUUCGGAUCGCAGGAUCCGCCGGGGUUACCGCAGCUUUUUAUCGGUGGUUCGCCUUCAGGGCUCGCCAAAGCAAGAACUGCAGCUAGACGCCUUUCGUAUCCAUCCGACAACUGGGAUCGCGCGGAGAUGGAACGCAGACUGCCGAAUGACGACGGUUCCUACGUUGGAGUAAAAACGAUUGCGAAAUAACAAAGUGGGGCGAUAUUUUACGUUAUUAUUGACGCCGAGGCGUUGCUGUAAAGCUGUGAAAAAUAGUUCGACCCGAUGUAAAUUCUAGAUAACUUUUUACAAAUAACCUAAUUUUGCCCAGACCGUGUUAAGCCGACGCUAUAUAGCUUUAUAGAUCUAAUAAAUAAAGAAAAAUAGAAUCGAGAGAGGGAGAAAAAAGAGGGAGAAAAAUUUGAAGAACAGAAACCGAUCUCGGAGAUGAAGGGAUAAAAGGGUGAUUGAUAAUCGUGCGAUAUACACGGGACAGAAAUUCGUGCGAAACAAAUGACCAAUUAUCGGAUGACCGAGGAGGCGGUAACUCAUAACGUUAAGCGGUUGUUGGAAGUGAAAAAAAAAGUUUAACAAAAAAUAACGGAGAUUUGCGUACACGUCUCUCUGUACCUGUGCAGAGAGGAGGAAGAAAACGAAAACGGCGGAGAAGAAAAAUUUUUGAUUUUUUGAAGCGGCGAAAGUGGGAUCUGGCUUAAAACUCGAAAUUUAAUUUAUCGCGCGCGCUCGUGUAAAUCACUUUUAAUCUAUAUUAAUCGUAUAAACGAAGCGUGUUAAUUAACUGCCCAAAAUUUUGAAUAAACCUUCAGCACCGUAGGCACAUCGGAAAUGUUAAACGGAUAACAAACCUUCGGAAGCCUGGUCGUAAUUCAUUAUCUUUGGGGUUAUUUUAGCGAGGUAAAAUAAAUGAAAAUCGGCGCCCCGUUACUCAGUGCUUACGAGGGGCCCUCGAAAUCCAGAAAAAGUAUAAUUGCAAUAGUGAAAGAACGGCGAAAGAUGUUUUCGACGGAAAAGUGCAGAAAAUCAAUUCACACGCCAGGUUGCGCGGUCGGCGAGUGAACUCGAACUUUGAGCGCGUGGUGUCGAAUAAGAUAAUAGUGGAUAAGACGUGAGAAACUGAUAUAAAAUAGAAGAAAAAAAGUUUUUCACCAUUCAGCAAAAAUGACAAGGUACACGAAACGGGUAAAAAGACGGAGGAACGUAACUCCAACUGUGACCUGAUAUAGGAAGGGAUAGGAAGAAGGGAGGGAACUCGGAUUCUCAUCAGUGUCAAGUGCAAGAUGAAUGAAAGCGACAUAUACCUUCUAGGGUCGGAAGAUGGUGAAAUAGGUAGCAGCCCUACAGACAUAAACAAAACGUACUACAACGUAUCCAGCUACUCGGUAAACGCAACGAGUUACAACGAUAUAUGGAACUUGGCGUCGGAUAGAGCGGGACUCGCGAUAGUUUUGUUCCUCUUCUCGGUUGCCACGGUUUUUGGCAACAUGCUCGUCAUACUCGCCGUAGUCAGGGAGAGGUACCUCCACACCGCCACGAACUAUUUCGUCACCUCGUUGGCAUUCGCCGAUUGCCUGGUGGGCCUCGUCGUGAUGCCGUUCAGCGCCAUAUACGAGGUGUUGGAAAACAAAUGGCUAUUCACCACCGACUGGUGCGACGUGUGGAGGUCGUUGGACGUCCUUUUUUCCACCGCGUCUAUCCUGAACCUCUGCGUCAUCAGCUUGGACAGAUAUUGGGCCAUCACCGAUCCCUUUACAUAUCCGACAAGGAUGAGCAGGAAGAGAGCCGCCAUACUCAUAGCGAUAGUAUGGAUAUGUUCGAGCGCCAUAUCGUUCCCCGCCAUCGCUUGGUGGAGGGCCGUUAGGACGGAAAAAGUACCCGAAGACAAAUGUCCGUUCACCGAACACUUGGGAUACCUAAUAUUCUCGUCGACGAUAUCGUUUUACUUGCCACUGUUCGUCAUGGUGUUCACUUACUACAGGAUAUACAGAGCCGCCGUGAUACAGACGAGGAGUUUGAAGCUCGGCACCAAACAAGUGAUGAUGGCUUCCGGUGAACUUGAACUAACCUUGAGGAUACACAGGGGAGGGGCCACCAACACCGACGCCCGUCAUUUGUUUCGAACCGCUUCGAGCACUCCCGAGGACCUCCAGGACCUCGAGGAACCCCUCACCGCGCUCCACAACAACGGUCUUACGAGGCUACCUUCCACGCGGAUCAACAACAAGCAACACCUUGGCAAAAACUUCUCGCUCUCCAGAAAACUUGCCAAGUUCGCCAAGGAGAAAAAAGCGGCGAAGACUCUCGGCAUUGUGAUGGGUGUGUUUAUAGUGUGUUGGCUACCGUUUUUCGUUGUGAACUUGUGGUCGGGAUUUUGCUCGAGGUGUAUCUGGCAGGAGGAGAUCGUCUCCGCGGCGGUCACGUGGCUCGGUUGGAUUAACAGCGGCAUGAAUCCCGUCAUAUACGCCUGCUGGAGUCGAGAUUUCAGAAGAGCUUUCGUCCGGAUCCUGUGCGUUUGCUGCCCGCGAAGAAUGAGGCGUCGUUACCAGCCAGCGUUCAGGUGCAAACCUAGUCAGAAAUUCUCUUCGAGGAAAUACUACUCUACGUAUUCGCUCCACCAAGUCCGAAGCAGCCGAGAGAAUUCUUGCGAACAGACCUACAUUUAGAGAUGCUACGACAUCGGAAGUUGCUCCUCUUCGUCCUCGUAUAAUUCGGCUAGAAGAGAAAAAAAAAUAAUAAAAAAAUAACAAAUCACUAUUUCCCCCAAACACGAUCUGUGUAUCCAAUCGACACUCCGCUGUAAAAUCCUCGGUCUCCGUUUUAGCCGGCGGACAUCGGUAGAUAUAUUUUCGGUGGCAGGGUGUAAAAUUUCAAACUUCGUGUCCGGCCGAUCUAUCAACUAAUUCUUACGAAUGACUCAAUGACCAUACCCAUGUACACACAUAUGCAUUAUACAUUACAAUUAGACUAAUUGUUAUACGUAGAGUUUUGAAUAUAGGUAGAUAUGUACGUGUAAUUGAAUGAAAGAAAAAAAGAAAGAAGGAAUGUCAUCCACAGUAAUUGAUUGUAAACUGGCAAUCGAUAUCUCGAUUCGAUAUAAUAUAUCCCUUCGUAGUAUCGUGUCGCUGUAUCCUUUACCCGAAGGUACAUAUAUAUGAAUAAUUGGUAAAGUCGUCGUCGUCGUCGUCGUCGUCGUAAUUCUGUCCCCGCAUAUAACACGCCCUGCCACUGUUCGAUGUGAAUCCUUGAGCUUGACACGGACGACGAUGUAACGAAAAUUUCGAAUACAAAAGUGACAGAGAAAAUGGAAAUAUAUCGGUUCAUGUAUAUGAUUUAAUUGUCAGCUCACCCGACAGUCACGAUACACCUGAUGAUCCUAUUCCAUAUGAAGAUAGAUAAAAAUUGUAAUUAUUUUAGCGACAGAAAUUUUUUGGUGAAAAUCCAUUUUUUACACAGAGAAAUUUUCCACGUUUCUAUCACGACGUAUGUAACAUCGUUCGUCACCGACGCAACUAUGAUAUGGUAUACAAUACGUUAAAUGUGUCUCGAUAAAUUAAAAUUAAAGUUCACGUUGUCACGAAAUGCAGACUAGUUUAUCAGAAGUAUACGAUCAGAGAAAAACCAAAAAACCAAAAAAUCAAAAAGAAAGAAAGAAGCCGAUAUUAAAAACCCAAAUAACGAGACAACCAGUUGUAAGGUACGUCCAUUUUCUUCCCUAAUUCACCGUACUGUAUCUUCACGAUUCAAUUUUUCUCCCACUGCGACACAUUACUCAACACUCGACAAAACACCAAUUUCUUCUGUCAAUCCACCCAAGUUCACCCGAUCACAGAUCAAACACAACCGAUACUCGAUGUAGAAUUGGGUCCGACGCACGCUCCGUAGUCUUUAAUUAUUGUCAGUUUCGUGUCACUUUGCUCGCUAGAAAAUUAAUUGAUGUUACCGGCUAUUUUAUGACGUUACACGCUCGUUGAACGUUUUACGAUUCGCUUGAUUUUAAUAAUAUUAUACCCGUAUGUUACACAGUUGGCACCGUUUACUCGAUCAGUUACACCACGGCACCACCCCCGUCCCUUGAAUGGCACUUGCACAUCACGACGUAGAACGUAUUGGAUUAUUUACACGUGCAUUUAUACCUAUAUGGGUGUGCGAUACAUACGUUUACGUAGAGUGUGUUAUACACUACUCGACCGUUCAGCUUUUGAUUCAUGCAUUGCAGACCGCCGUCAAAAGCGUUCCUUCUUAUCUCUCUGUAUUCUAUCUUUCUCUCUGGUUUUUUUUUCUUCCCCUUAUUUUACAAGCCACACAUGUGAGGAUAGAGUAGACUGCAAGCUCGUAGAUUAUUUUUCUUCUAUUUUUUUUCUCCUCAUUUCUGAGAUAAAACUGUUCAAGUAUCUUAUUAUUAUUUUUUUUUUUCACUUCUUCUGCGUUGAAUGUCCAACCUGGAAGAAUAAUUGAUGCGAUAAAAAAAAUUUUUAUAUCUUCGAAGUUCGUAAAUUUAGCAUUUUUAUUUGGGCAGCUUUUUCUUUUUAUUCCUUGGAAAUGUAACUGCGGUAUCUGAUUCGCGAUAUCGACCGCCAACGUUUUUUUGGAUUUUAUUUUUUUCCUUUUUUUUCACAAUAGUCUGCACAGAUCGAUUCGUCUCCACUGUUUAACCUUGAGGAAACGAUAAUUCUUUAGGUUUCUGAAAAAAUUGCAAAUAUCCUGGGGGUUGCGGGGGAGUUUUUAUCGCGAAGUGUUCCGGGAAGAAUUUGAGACGCGCGUUACCAUCGCUGGUGGGAAUUUUUUCUGCUGAAAAACUCGAGCCGUGUUUGAAAUUUCAGCAACUCUUAGCUGUAUCAGUUUUCACCCGUCGUUUUCUCAUUUUUCACUCUCCGUUCCGUUGGCUGGGAGUAAAAUACGGCGAGAAAAUUGCACGGCAAAAGCUCAAUGAAAUCGUGUCCAGUCCGUUAAAGUUAAGGUUCUCUAGUCCAACACGGAUUUUAACACCUCAUACGUAUAGUACGUGCAGACUGUAUUUCAGGGGGUUACGAUGUCAUAAGGGAGUGAAAAUUUUCCUCUCGUAAUAUGAAAUAGGAAAAAUAUUAACGAUUUUAACUGUCUCGUUCAACUGUUAUACGCUUCCCGUUUGACCGAGUGAAAAAUAAUCCUUGAAAAUAAUAUCGCAUAUAUAUAUAUAUAUAUAUACUUUCAUCAUCCGAACGACCCAGGUAUAUCUUUGUCGUUAAAUUUUUUUUAAUUGCCAUGAUUUCUCCUUGCCGUAUUUUUCUUGAAGUUCAGAACCAAUCUUCCCGUAUCUUUUGAAAACGUUGACACCACGCUAAACGGUUCGCGGACGAACGUAGAUCUUUUUAUUAAACGGUUUUUUGAGAUCACCUUGCUUCUGUCAGGGUUGCAGGUGGCGUUCGGUCUGAACGAUAAAUCACAAAAUGUUGUACGUAUGCGGUUGGUGUUUAUUGUCUAGGUUAUCAUCCGUCAAGUCAGGUUUGAGACGAUAAAGGAUAAGAUAUCCUGACGCCGCGCAAGAUGGCCGACAAUUUGGAACGACGUUGACUCUACAUCUAUUCUGUAUAUCCCUUCCGUUUCGCGGUUGCGUAUUUAUUCAAUUACGUUAGGUUUUCGAUCCGCUGCGAUCCGCAGCAGGGGGUGGAGCGUAUUUUUAGAGCGAUAAUUUUCACGUUUUCAACCAAAUAAAUGGUCGACAAGUGCAAACCCCGAAGUGGGUUUUCAUUGUGAAAACGUUUCUGUACGAACGCGUUGCGCGGAGAAACGCAGAACUCGAAUCCAUCAUUGUUUAUAACUCACCUUUAUUCCCAAGCCUAACAUUUAUUACCUGCAAUAUGGCGGAGUCGCUGCUGGCUGUACCUACAUUCGUAUAAAUAUUUUUAUUUUUACCUCGUGCCAUUUUCACUCCGCGGUGUUUCUGGGCAAUUUGUUUGCUGUAUAUCUACGCCGCCGGUUCACCUAGAACGUAUUAAAUUCAUGUGAGCCGUAUAGCUUAUAAUACCGACAGUUUUUACCGAGCAAUUUCAGUCGCCGGUCCACGUCGAGGAGCAUUAAACCGAAAAACAAUAGCACGUAAUUUUGCGGUGCAAGCGUAACACACACUUUAUGUUAUUAAAACUUUCCCCUCUCAAUUAAUAAUAAUUCUCAUUUUCGAGCUCCGGAGCUAGAAAACGUCUCAAGUUGUCCUCGUUAACGUCGACUCUCUUCUAUGCCCCGUAUAAAAUUCGG
Athalia rosae (coleseed sawfly) is the source of this 7940-nucleotide messenger RNA. Its product is annotated as dopamine receptor 2. Gene Ontology annotation, biological process: adenylate cyclase-activating adrenergic receptor signaling pathway. The record is from RefSeq and is a predicted model, not a curated record. Lineage: Eukaryota; Metazoa; Arthropoda; Insecta; Hymenoptera; Athaliidae. The transcript has 4 exons. Bases 2990 to 4372 code for a protein of 460 amino acids. Gene Ontology annotation, cellular component: membrane. Gene Ontology annotation, molecular function: G protein-coupled receptor activity.